CAUGGAAUUCCAAAGGGGGGACCGAUUGAAAUCUGCUGGCUCAGGCGAUUGUUGCUGACGUGCUGACGGCCCCCGACCAAUGGCCGUGCCCCAGGGUUUCGGCGCGCUGGUGGCUCCCCAGUCGGUUUGGCAGGGAACCUCACGAUAGGGGACCUCUGUUGCGCAUCCCUCACCUUUUCAUCCCCUCCCCGCGCCCGCAACGCAACAAAGCCCACCACCAUCCAACCAACCUCUUGCUGCUCGAGAUGCUGCCCGUGUGGCUCCGUUCGAUGCAGCGGACGUUGAUCGUCCUGGCAGCUCUGCUCCUGGCCUGCGUGGUCUUGUGGACGCCGCUGCCGGGCACCUUGACGACACUCGUUCCAGGCUCGCAGCGGCUAGACGGCGAACAUGGGGACGCGGCGGCACGACCACCAUCACCAUCACCACCACCACCACCACCACCACCACCACCACCACCACCACCACCACCGUCGAAGGCCCGCUACCUCUCACCGGCGGAGCUGAUGGACCGCCCGCUCGCUCCGACCAUGCGCGCCAUCCCCAAGCUUUUCCACCAGAGCUGGUCGACGAACGAGCUGCCCAAGAAGUUUGCUGCCUGGUCGGAGCGGUGCCGGACGCUGCAUCCGGACUGGGAGUGGGUGCUCUGGACCGAUGACGACAAUGCCCGCCUGUUCGAGCGCUAUCUGCCCUGGCUCGUCGACACCUUCCAAAACCUCCCGGGCCCUAUCUACCAGGCCGACCUGUCUCGCAAUGCAUACAUGCUGUUGUUCGGCGGCCUCUACGCCGACCUGGACACCGACUGCCUCCUCCCCGUCGAGCAAAAUAUCUUGUCCACAUACGAGGUUCCCACGAUCCCCCAUAGCGAGGCAUCGGCGAUGGCGGAAGCGUCGGCACCGGACAGCGGCGCCAACCUCACCGCGUUCGUCGGCCGCAUGGGCACCGACGAGAACUUUGCCCACAGCAUCCCCAACGCAUGGAUGGCCUCGCCGCCGGGCCACCCUUUCUGGCACCUCAUGCUCAAGUGGACGCGCGAGCGCCUGGACCGCGAGAAGGACAGGGACGACCACGACAUCCCCGAGGCCCUCACGGGCCCCAUCGCGCUGCGCAACGGCGUCAUCGAGUACUCCAAGAGCGAGUACCACCCCAGCAACCCGACGAUCCCGGCAGCCCUCGACGGCAACGGCAAGCCGGCCGCCGCGCAACAGGACCCCGAGGCGCGCGCCAACGCGGUCUUCGACGCGGCCCUGCCGCAGCCCCACGAGGUCGUCGUCCUGCCCUUCCACCACAUCUACCCGUACAGCUGGGACCGCGACGGCAGCUUCGUCCGCGACGUGUGCUGGAGCCUGUCCAACGGCUUCAACGAGACGCGCUGCAAGGAACUGCUGGCCGUCGACCGCUGGCACAGCACCGCCAUCACGUACUGGAGCCACUCGUGGAACGACGACGGCCACAACACCGGGAACCUGGACAAGGUUUCAUAGAGCGGCGCUUUUCGCCGUCUGCGGCCACGGAGCGAUCUGCGCCUCGCAGAAGGGUAUGGGGCGGCCAACGAAAUAAUAUAUAGAGCUGGCAACUUGGACAUUUGAGAGC
This is a messenger RNA of Thermothielavioides terrestris NRRL 8126, 1590 nucleotides long. Its product is annotated as glycosyltransferase family 32 protein. Gene Ontology annotation, molecular function: mannosyltransferase activity. Bases 246 to 1481 code for a protein of 411 amino acids. The transcript is spliced from 2 exons. NCBI's taxonomy places the organism in Eukaryota, Fungi, Ascomycota, Sordariomycetes, Sordariales, Chaetomiaceae. Gene Ontology annotation, biological process: mannosyl-inositol phosphorylceramide biosynthetic process. The record is from RefSeq and is a predicted model, not a curated record.